CACAACGUCACAUAAGUCAUUCUCCACCAUGGACAACAAGAUGCUCAGGACCGCUGCAUGUUUGCUGCUUUUUUUAUCAGGUAUGUGUGUAGGUGAGCGUAUCUUGCCCCUGGGACCCUUUAAUGGAGCUGUGGCAGGCACGGUGAAGUUCACCACCACCCUCACACCUGCAGAGAAACCGUUCCUCACGGUCAGCUGGAGCUUCAAAGAGGUAAAUAUCAUCACCUCCACCAGCACGAACAACACUGGGCCCGGAUAUGCCAACAGGAUCUCGUUAGACCGAGCCACAGGGUCCCUGGAGCUCAGGAACCUGGUGAUGGAGGACAGCGGGGAGUACACUCUCACCAUCACACCAGACGGACAGCUGCAGAAACAGGGGAUGGUCACACUGAAUGUGUAUGUACCGGUAACUGGAGCCACCAUAAUCAGCCCUGCAGCCAUCUUGAUAGAAGAUAAAAGCUCCACCAACCUCAGCUGCGAGGCCUCCGGCUCCAUCAGCACCAGAGUGUGGACGAAGGACGGCCGGCCUCUCCAUGCAAGUGACAGAGUCAGUUUCUCCAUUAACAACAGGACAGUUUUCAUACAACCUGUUCAUAGCUCCAACCAUGGCACCUACUACUGUCGAGCCAGCAACCCAGUCAGCACCAUGACUGUGGCCCAUAAUCUCACCGUCAACUUUGGACCACAUAACAUAUCAAUUACUGGACCGUCAGCAGCAGCUCCUGGCAGUAGAGUGACACUGCAAUGCAUAGCAGACUCUGUCCCUCCAGCAAACUUCAGCUGGAUGUUCAACGGCAAUGAGACACAAGUUAACAACUCCAUGUAUGUUAUCGAAAGGUUAGAGGCAGAAAGCAUUGGCAAUUACACCUGCACCGCCAAAAAUAUGGUGACCAUGAGAGAAAACUCCACAGUCCUGAAUCUGAGAGCAUCCUGCACUACUCCCUGCUGGUCGUUUUCAGUGCUGCUGAUCAGUGCACUGUCUCUGAGAGGGUUCAUGUAAGGAGAAGUGGCAGAUCCUUUCUUCGCCUGAUGCAUUUCAGGAUAUUUUGAUGCUGAUGUUGACCUUCAUUCCUCUUACUCUCUUACAUUGGGAAAAACAAUCAUCUUAAUUGUUAAUUAAUUAUUACUCUAUUGUUCAUAUGAGCACCAGCUGGUAUUGUUAUUCACUUUUCUUGUGUAUUAUAUUUGCAUGUGUGCAGAAUGUAAAAUUGCAAAUGAACAUCUGUGUGUCAACAUUUAAUGGAUUAAAGCACCACAAAUGUUUUUUCUAUAGUAAUUUAUUGUAUACUGCAGAAAUUAUCACCUGUUUUAAACAAAAGGAGGCUUAUGGGACCAUUUUGGAAGAAGCUGAUGGCUGGAUUCUUGGAUUUAAAUUUGGAUAUUCCUGCCCACAGAUAAAACAGAACACUGUGCGGAAAAGCUUGUGUGUGGUAAUAUACUGGCAUGAUUGUUCCAUGUCAUUUUUAUUGCUGUGAUAUCAAGCUGUAUGACGGCACAUGUGAUAAUCUUGCAUUAAGUAAUGAGUGUAUACAUUUAGAAGAUGGUUUGUGCCUAA
Messenger RNA from Larimichthys crocea (large yellow croaker), 1555 nucleotides. Its product is annotated as carcinoembryonic antigen-related cell adhesion molecule 6-like. The transcript is spliced from 6 exons. The record is from RefSeq and is a predicted model, not a curated record. Bases 29 to 1000 code for a protein of 323 amino acids. NCBI's taxonomy places the organism in Eukaryota, Metazoa, Chordata, Actinopteri, Sciaenidae.